AAGAAAACCCCAAAAUAAAGACCACUAUUAAGGUUGGAUUAUUGAUCAACAUAGUCGAAAAACUAAUAAUGUCAAUUUUCCCAAAGAAACUUUAAGAACAUUCAUUAAUGUCUCCAGUAUAAUGGUUAGACUGCUGAGUUACUAGCCAACAAUGGAGAACAAAAUGGAAAUCGAUAAUUCAAACCCUAAACAAGAAGAAGAGAAAGGAAAUGGGAAGAUUUUGGUAGUGAUAAUGAUGGGUGCACCUGGUAGUGGUAAGUCCACCUUCUGUGACCUUGUCAUGGGCGCCUCCUCUCGUCAAUGGGUUCGAAUUUGCCAGGACAACAUUAAUAAUGGUAAAUUGGGAACUAAAGCUAAAUGCUUAAGCAAUGCAGUUGUUGCGCUGAAAGACAAAAAAAGCAUAUUUAUUGACAGAUGCAACUUGGAUAGAGAACAACGUGCCGAGUUUGUCAAGCUUGGCAGCCCUGAAGUGGAUGUACAUGCUGUGGUGCUUGAUCUGCCUGCUAAGCUCUGCAUUUCACGGUCUGUUAAACGUACAGGACAUGAAGGAAAUUUGCAGGGUGGAAAAGCUGCUGCAGUUGUAAACAGAAUGCUACAGAAGAAGGAAUUGCCAAAGCUGAGUGAAGGAUUUUCUCGAAUAACCAUUUGCCAGACGGAACGUGAUGUAGAAGAUGCUAUUACAACAUAUAGUAGGCUUAAUGCACAGGAUACUCUUCCCUCAGGCUGCUUUGGCCAGAAGAGCCCAGAUGCUAAGGUCCAGCUUGGUAUAAUGAAGUUUUUGAAAAAGGCAGAUUCUCCUAGUUUAGGCCCUGGUCCAAGUGAGACCCGGAGUUCUCCCUCUAGUCAAUCAGUGAAAGAAAUUAAAGCCCACAGUGAAGGGUCAAAACCUGAUUGCUUUAGAGGUGCCAGUAAUGAAAGGGAGCAGGGAGAUCAUAUGAUGGUGGAGUCUGUUGCUGACAUCGCUGCUUCGACAAACUCCGCUGAUGGUUCUGCUUUCUUGGACAUAGCUCCUACCCUAGCUUUCCCUUCAAUUUCAACAGCAGACUUUCAGUUCGACCACGAGAAGGCUUCUGAUAUUAUUGUUGAGAAAGUAGAGGAAUAUAUGAGUAAGAUAAGGAACGGUAGACUUGUUUUGGUGGAUUUGACUCAUAAAUCAAAGAUCUUAUCUUUAGUUAAGGCUAAAGCUACAAGAAAAAACAUCAAUCCUGAAAAGUUCUUCACAUUUGUGGGAGACAUUACUUGUUUAUAUAGUAAAGGAGGCUUACGCUGCAAUGUAAUUGCCAAUGCUGCUAAUUGGCGACUAAAACCUGGAGGUGGGGGUGUGAAUGCUGCCAUAUUUGGUGCUGCGGGCCCAUGUCUAGAGGUUGCAACCAAAGAAAGAGCCAAAACGCUUUCUCCAGGAAAGGCCGCAGUCAUACCUGUCCCUGCUAAUUCACCUUUGUUUAUUAGAGAAGGAGUCACGCAUGUAAUUCAUGUUCUUGGACCUAAUUUGAAUCCUCAAAGACCAAACUGUUUAAAAGAUAACUACGAUGAAGGCUGUAAAAUCCUCCGUGAGGCUUACUCAUCACUUUUUGAGGGUUUUGCAACCAUCCUUGAGACCCAAGCAGUGUAUACCAAAGCAGACAUUGGAAAAUUCUAUUCAGAGAAGUCUGAAUUGCGGGACCACAGAACGCAGAGAGAUGAUGAUGCUUCUGAGAAGAAGAUGAAGAGAGAGAAUGUACAUGGCGAAGAAAGAGCUAAGAAGUACAAGGGACUAAAGUUUGAAGCUGGAUCUAACACCAAUCUGGGGAACGGGAAGGAGCAGCAAAAAGAUUCAAAUAGAAAUAUUGGUGCUUCUAAAGCUUGGGGAUCCUGGGCUCAUGCUUUACAUAAUAUUGCAAUGAAUUCUGAGAAGCAUAAGGGGGACGUGCUAGAGAUAACCACUGAUGUCGUUGUACUGAAUGAUAUGUAUCCAAAGGCAAAAAAGCACGUUCUUGUGCUUGCACGUUUGGAUGGUCUGGAUUGCCUCAGCAAUGUGUGCCAAGAGCACCUUCAGUUAUUAAAAAAAAUGCACCAAGUAGGCAUGGAAUGGGUUGAAAAGUUCAUACUGGAAGAUGAAUCGCUGAUUUUCCGCCUUGGUUUUCAUUCGAUUCCAUCAAUGAGACAGUUGCACCUUCAUGUCAUCAGCCAGGACUUCACCUCGCAGCAUUUGAAGAACAAGAAGCAUUGGAACUCCUUCAACACGGAAUUCUUCCGAGAUGCAGUUGAUGUCAUUGAGGAAGUUGAGAGAUUUGGUAGUCCAUCAAUACAAGACGAGAGCCUUCUAUCAAAAGAACUGCGAUGCCAUCGUUGUAAGAGUGCUCACCCUAAUAUACCUCGUCUGAAAUCACACGUAAACAAUUGCCAAGCUCCCUUCCCUGCCACCCUACUUCAAAACGGUCGUCUUGUCCAAGGACCAACUAGAGCAGAUGCAAACUCGUAAAUAUUCCAGUUUUGGUACAUCGAUUGUGAUUUUGUCAUGUAUAUGGGUAAUGUUAGUCACUAAGCUAAUUAAUGGUCGUGGGGUGGUUUGUGGUGUUCGGAGGUGACAGACACUGGCAGUAGACAGUUCGUCGAGGACCAUAAUAGGGGCAGGUUAUUUUACAGAAGAAAACCCAAUUUCAAAAUUGUAGGCUAUGAUGGAUGAAGGGCAAAAUUACAUAAUUUUGAUUGUUGUAGCCUGUAGGUUGUUGGAAAAUCUUGUAUUUUGCCGUCAUGGAAUAGAUUCCUUCGAGGUAAAUGGUAAUGGCUGAACAAUUUCGUUAUGACCUAACUGUAAUUCGGACUAUAUAUACGAACAUUACCUAAGAACCCUUAGGUCAUUACUUAA
Molecule: messenger RNA, 2848 nt
Organism: Beta vulgaris subsp. vulgaris (sugar beet)
Lineage: Eukaryota; Viridiplantae; Streptophyta; Magnoliopsida; Caryophyllales; Amaranthaceae
Product: transcription factor bHLH140
Exons: 6
Coding region: 152-2461 (769 amino acids)
Biological process (GO): single strand break repair; double-strand break repair
Cellular component (GO): nucleus
Molecular function (GO): single-strand break-containing DNA binding; single-stranded DNA binding; double-stranded RNA binding
Source: RefSeq, a predicted model, not a curated record